Molecule: messenger RNA, 1530 nt
Organism: Aspergillus saccharolyticus JOP 1030-1
Lineage: Eukaryota; Fungi; Ascomycota; Eurotiomycetes; Eurotiales; Aspergillaceae
Product: putative MFS transporter
Exons: 2
Coding region: 1-1530 (509 amino acids)
Biological process (GO): transmembrane transport
Cellular component (GO): membrane
Molecular function (GO): transmembrane transporter activity
Source: RefSeq, a predicted model, not a curated record
AUGCAAGUGGAUUCAGUGGCGUCCGAGAAGGGACUCUCGCACCACCACGAGGACGUCUACGUUCAAGAUGCCUCCAAAGCUGCUGGUCAAGGUCACGCCGCCACCGAUCAGUACGGCAGGGCCUUGAUCGAGUUCGAUCCGGCAGCAGAGCGUCGCCUGCGCCGCAAGAUCGACUUGUUCAUCCUGCCCACAGUCUCCCUCAUCUACCUGUUCUGUUUCAUCGAUCGUGCCAACAUCGGCAAUGCGAAACUCGCCGGUCUGGAGAAAGACCUCGGCCUCACAGGCUACGACUACAACAUCGUGCUCUCCAUCUUCUACAUCUCAUACAUCCUCUUCGAGAUCCCAUCCAACAUCGCCUGCAAACUGGUCGGUCCGGGCUGGUACCUGCCCCUGUUGACUCUCUGCUUCGGCAUCUGUUCGUUGGGCACCGCCUUCGUCCACAGCAUUCACAGUGCCUCCGGUGUGCGCUUCCUCCUCGGUAUCUUCGAAGCCGGCAUGCUGCCUGGCAUCGCCUACUACCUGUCCCGCUGGUACCGUCGCAAAGAGCUAGCCUUCUACCUAUCCGUAUACAUCGUCAUGGCCCCGCUCGCGGGUGCAUUCGGCGGCCUGCUCGCGUCCGCCAUCCUCACCCUCGACCACUUCGGCAGCCUGCACACAUGGCGCAUGAUCUUCGCCAUCGAGGGCAUCAUCACGAUCGGACUGGGUCUCCUCGCCUUCAUCACCCUAACCGACCGCCCCGAGACCGCGCGCUGGCUCACGCAGGAACAGAAAGACCUGGCGAUCGCACGCCUGAAGUCGGAGCGCGUAGGGACCACCGAGGUCCUCGACAAAAUGGACAAAACCAAGACCCUGCGCGGGAUCUUCAGCCCGGCGACCCUAACCACAGCCUUCAUCUUCCUCCUCAACAACAUCACCGUGCAGGGACUCGCCUUCUUCGCGCCCACCAUCGUCCGCACCAUCUACCCGCACAACAGCGUCGUCUCGCAGCAGCUCCACACGGUGCCACCCUACGUCGUCGGCGCCUUUUGUACGCUCUUGUUUCCCUUCCUCAGCUGGCGCUUCGACCGUCGCCUCCCCUUCUUCGUCCUCGCGCCCCCGCUCAUGAUGACGGGCUAUACCAUGUUUCUCGCCACCGACGACGCGACCGUCCGCUACGGCGCCACCUUCCUCAUCGCCGCCGGCGCCUUCAGCUUCGGCGCCCUCUGCAACGCCCACGUCGCCAAUAACGUCGUCUCCGACACCGCCCGAUCCUCGGCGAUUGGCACCAACGUCAUGUUCGGGAAUAUCGGCGGCUUGGUCUCGACCUGGUCCUUCCUCCCCUCCGACGCCCCGGACUACCAUAUUGGAAACGGGCUGAAUCUCGCGACCUCCACCACGACUUUGGUUCUGGCGGCGGUGAUGUGGGCUUGGAUGCGCUGGGAUAAUCGUCGGAGGGAGAAGGUUGAUAUUGACCGGGCGUUGGCGGACCUUUCGCAGCAGCAGAUUCAGGAUCUGGAUUGGAGGAACCCUGCUUUCCGCUGGAAGAUGUGA